Klebsormidium nitens is the source of this 2030-nucleotide messenger RNA. Lineage: Eukaryota; Viridiplantae; Streptophyta; Klebsormidiophyceae; Klebsormidiales; Klebsormidiaceae. The record is from the annotation of a GenBank genome assembly.
AUGGCGCGCUCACUGGCGUUCUGUGCGCUCCUUGUGGUGGCCCUUUUUGGCACCACUCUCGCGGCGCGGGAGCUGAGCCUGCAGGCGUCGACCGGGCUUGAGCUUGUGCAGAACAUGGCGUACCUGAAGCCCAUCACAAACGCUCCCGAGAGUGUGUCUGCGGCCAUCCAGGAGCCGGUCAUUGACGCAACCAUGCGCCGCAAGCUGCUGCAGAGCGGCCCCCUGGUUGAUGACCUCAGCGUUGCCCGCUCAUUCCAGCACGGCAUUGCGAGCGGUGACCCAACUGCAACUCAAGUCAUCCUCUGGACACGUGUCACCCCCGUCGCCGCAGACACCCGCGCUCUAGUGUACUUCAAAGUAGCGGCCGACUCAGGGCUCAACACCAUCGUCACACAGGGAGCUGUGGCCACCGAUGCGGGAGUUGACUGGACGGUCAAGGUUGACGUGACUGGUCUGACCCCGUCCACCACCUACUACUACCAGUUCUACAGCGGGAGUGCCAAGUCCGCCGUUGGUCGGACCCGAACUCUCCCCGUUGGUGACGUGUCCAAGUCGCGUAUCGCCUAUGUCACUUGCUCCCAGUACCCAGACGGUUACUUCAAUGCGUACCGAUCAUUGGCAGGAGAGCCCGACAUUCAGGCGGUGCUCCAUUUGGGCGACUACAUGUACGAGUAUGCCGCCUCCGCCGCCCAGGCCACCAAGUUCAGCCCGCCCCGUCAGGUCCAGGCCUUCCAGACGGUCACCCUGGAGCAGUACAGGGCUCGCCACGCGUUGUACAAGACCGACGUGGACCUACAAGAGGCGCACCGCGUGCACCCCUGGGUCAUCGUGUGGGACGACCACGACUCCACCAACAACGCCUGGAGGAACGGCGCCCAGAACCACAAGACGGCGACGCAGGGCCCGUGGGAGGCACGGCUGGCCGCGUCCGUGCGCGCGUGGUACGAGUACCAGCCGGUGCGCCAGGUGCAGUUCGACCUCAAGCUGCGCAUCUACCGGUCGUUCCAGAUCGGCAACCUGCUGGAUCUCAUCAUGGUGGACACGCGCAUCAUCGGUCGGGACCGCCAAACCGACGACCCGCCAGACCCCCCGGUCCUUAACACCACCGCAGGAAAUGAGAAGUUUGCCGUGCUGUUCGACCGGACGCGUACCAUGCUGGGGGAGACCCAGCUCGAGUGGCUGCAGGCGCAGCUCAGCGACUCCAAGGGCCGGGGCGCCGUGUGGCGCAUGAUCGGCAACCAGGUCCUCUUCACCGAGAUGCCGGUUACGAUCGACGACCCGGAUACCAACGGUUAUCUGGGCCCCGUCAUUGGUUACAGCGACGGCUGGGAUGCCUACCCCGAAACCCGAUUCCAGGUUCUGGACCACAUCCGCCGUAACGCAAUCGACAACGUGGUCGUUGCAACCGGUGACUGGCACGGCACCGUUGUUUCCGAUGUUCCGUUCUACCCGUUCCAAACCUGGGGCCGCUCUUACCUGGGCAACCCAAACCAGAACAGCACCUUCGGCAAACUGGGGGUUAACGCUAACUUCACCACCGGGUUGGGCAGCAUGGCCACGGAGAUCACGGUGACGUCAGUGACGUCAGCCUUCUUUGGCGAGACCGAGGCGGCCAGGGCGUCCGCCGUGAAGCUGGACGACACGCUCAAGUCGCUCAUGCCGCACCUCAGGUACUCCAACCAUUUCGGUCACGGCUACGCCAUCACCGAGUUCACCAAGACGGACGCCACCCAUACCUUCUGCUUCGUCAGCACGAUUCUGUCGCCCACGUACACCCUCGACUGCUCCAAGAAGCUCAAGCAGCUGUCCGGGACCAACCACCUUAUUGACGCCUAGAGCGCAAUGAUGGAAUUGAGAGUCGAUCUUUGAUUUGAGAACAGUGAUUGCCACUCGGGUGGCAUCCAUUUUGAUAGUUUGCAGGGCUUCGUGAUUCAAAGAUGCUUAUUUAUAAUGCCCGUCGGAUUGACUUUUGCCAACCUCAAAAGGCCACACCACACCACAGUUUGUGACGAGAGUCAAACAGGCCUUGA